Messenger RNA from Aspergillus clavatus NRRL 1, 231 nucleotides. RefSeq lists its product as uncharacterized. Lineage: Eukaryota; Fungi; Ascomycota; Eurotiomycetes; Eurotiales; Aspergillaceae. The transcript has 2 exons. The record is from RefSeq and is a predicted model, not a curated record. Bases 1 to 231 code for a protein of 76 amino acids.
AUGCAGCCCUACGUUGGCAAGCUCGGCAAUGCAUACUUCUACGAUAAUCCUUCAAUAAAAAGACCACACUCUCCCUGCGCCGCUGUGGUUGGCGGUAUCACGGCCUGGAAAGGCACCAACACGACCUUUGAGAACAAGUACGGCGUCUACAUCGUCGACUCGCAGGUUCUCGCGGCGAAUUCGUCCAUCGUCGAUGACAUUAAGGGCAUGUACUCCCUCAGGCGCCCCUAG